CUACAAAGCGGCACUCAUGUCAGGAAUCGAAAACGACGACGCAAACCCUCAACUCACAAGAAUAGCUGCAAGAGAUGCGAUUAAGGCCCGGCAAAUCCUCAUCAACGCUGCUCAAGAUGGCCCGAUCGCUCCAGACAAGACAUCGCACGCGCAAUUAGUAGAAAAGAUCAAAGCGGCCCUAAAAGCAAUAACGAAGGAAGGCAACAAGACACUAGAAAUGAGAGCGGUCACACAAUACAGAAAUGGAGGAACGAUCAUAGAAAUGCUCACCGAAGAAGACGCGAAAUACCUCAAACAAUCUGAAAACAAAGAAGAAUUCAUCAAGCAUCUAGACCCGAAGGCGACAUUCAAAGAGAGGGCCUACCCGGUAAUUAUUCAAUUUGCUCCGCUAACGUUCGAUCCAGACGAUAUAGAACAAAUCCGAGAAUUAGAACGCGAAAACAACUGGGAGCAAGAAACAAUCACCAUGGCGAGAUGGGUGAAACCACCAAACAAAAGAACAAACCACCAACAAGUAGCGCAUAUAAUGCUAACGAUGAAGGACCCCAAAUCAGCAAACGACGGCAUAAGGAACGGUGUAACGCUCAAUCAAGCACGACUACAAAUGAAGAAGAACAAGAGAGAACCAAUAAGAUGCGCUAAGUGCCAAAACUAUGGCCAUAUUGCCCGCGAAUGCUUAUCACACCAUGACACGUGUGCAAACUGC
This is a messenger RNA of Suillus clintonianus, 706 nucleotides long. RefSeq lists its product as uncharacterized. The annotation marks the transcript as partial. The record is from RefSeq and is a predicted model, not a curated record. NCBI's taxonomy places the organism in Eukaryota, Fungi, Basidiomycota, Agaricomycetes, Boletales, Suillaceae. The transcript has a single exon. Gene Ontology annotation, molecular function: nucleic acid binding; zinc ion binding.